AUGGCCGCCUCCUUGACGUAUCUAUUGUUGGCGAUAUGCUGCAUCGUUCACACGACCAUCUCUAAAAACGAGUCGAACAUCCUGAGGCUCGGAAAGCCACGGAACAGAUCAUCGAUCACGGACGAAACGCGUAAUUCGAACGGGACCGAUCAUGGGAACGAAACCGAGACGCCGAAAGAGCAGGGUCGCUUAAUUGGAUUCAGCAAAAACAAUGCCGGACUCGACUGGAAGAGCCAGCUGAAUUUGUCGGAGGACAAGCAGGAGCAACGCGAAAAUCUCGACGUUGAUUUCAUGAAGGAGAAGAUCCAGAGGACGGCGAACAGUAUCCAAUGGUUGGCGGAUCUUUACGAUCCUCUGAAGUGGGCAAGAGUGCCUGGAAAAGUCGAGGGCAAUUGCAAGAGAGACUUGGAAGUUUUCUUGAAGUCCCUCAACGAUGGGAAACUGUGGGCCGCUAAAAUGUCGGACGCGAGCGGCCGUUACUCCUCGCAAUUCCAUUUUGGUAACGGCUUCUGGCUUGGUUCGAGCACCCUUUGUCGGGAGCUGAACGCCAACGAUGGAAAAGACCGAUCGGAAAGCCACGACAGACCGCCUUAUCCACUGAAAUUCCACGUAGCCAGGAUGAACCUCAUUCUACCGAAGGAGUUCGAACUUUCGACGACGCAACUAUUUUUGGGGCUCUGUUUGCCGGCCACAUGCGAUCGGGCAUCCCUGACCUCGAUGCUACGAGCCAGCGCGGAUCGGGUCGAAUGGGAGGGCAAUUCGACCUAUCGAUCGAGCGGCCCGAAGAUUCACAUCGCCGAUGUGAAACCUGUGCCUUCCAGCAAUUACGAUCCCUGGCUCGAUCCCAAACUGUACAUCCUCCUAGGAGUCGGAGGAACGAUAGGUCUCCUGAUGCUGUGCGCCACGAUAUACGAAUACCGAACUCUGCCGACUCCGAAGGACCUCGAAUCCUCGAGCACGUCGAACAAUAACGAAACGCUCAGCAAUUUCUCGAACAAAAAUCUGAACCAGGACCGUAGGAUAUCAAUGGGCCAGGACAAUGGCGAGGAGCUGAUCGAGAAAGGGAAGGAUCUGCAGAAAGAUUUUCCUGAUCACGUGAAAAAGGAAGAACAGCGAGGCGGUUUCUGGUUAAAGUGUUUGACAGCCUUUAAUCCUAUCGCGAACGGAAGCAAGAUCAUUAGCACAGAGCCCGCGGCUAGGAACAAUCUAACUUGCCUGCACGGACUACGAGUAUUCUCGUUGGGCUGGGUCGUCAUGGUGCACACUUAUCUCCAAGUUUUUGCCAUCGCCGAGAACAAGAGUCUGCGGAAGGUAACCGAGCGGAACUUUAUGUUCCAAACGAUCAGCAACGCGACAUUUUCCGUGGACACAUUCUUCUUCAUCAGUGGCUUGCUGGUUACAAUCCUGUUCUAUCGAUCCUCCGGAAGCAUGAAAACAGACAAGGACGGCUUCGCGAAAACGUGCGUCACGAAAUUUGUCAUCAUGAUCCUUUACAGAUUUAUCAGAUUGACGCCAGCGUAUCUCUUUGUCCUGGGAAUCAAUGAAAUCGCCAUAAAGAACGCGCAAGCAAAGACAGUCUUCACGCCAGCUAUCAUCGAUCACUUGACUUGCGAAAAAUUCUGGUGGAGGAACGCGCUCUACCUGAACUCGUUGUAUUCUCAAAACGAAAUGUGUAUGAGGUGGAGCUGGUACAUGGCGAACGACACGCAAUUGUACGUUCUCGGGAUACUUCUGCUGCUACUGUCCAUUAAAUAUUUUAAGACGAUUGCGACGGUCGUUCUUCUCCUGCUCGUUUCGUCGUGGUUCACCACUUUCUCUAUCGCUUAUUCCAACGACUACGUUGCCAGAAUCGAAGAACCGUUCGCCCUGUUCGACAAGCUGUACGAUAAACCCUGGCUGAGGGCCGGUCCAUACUUCGUCGGCAUUAUCACGGGCUACAUCCUCUUCAAGACGAAUUGCAAAUUGAAGCUGCCGGUGGUGGUGCAAAUCAUCGGCUGGUUCUUAUCGAGCGGCGUGAUGAUCUCGCUGGUUUAUGGCCUAUAUACCGGAAAUUUAUCCGUGGCGGUGAGCUCCGUAUAUGCCGCCUUAGGACACACCAGCUGGGCUAUGGCCGUGUCCUUCAUCGUGAUACAAUGCUGCACCGGAUCCGCCAGAAUGAUCGACAGCUUGUUGUCGCUGCGACUGAUGUAUCCGUUAUCGAGGUUAACUUACUGUGCCUACUUGGUGCAUCCUGUCAUCAUGAUGAUCACUGUUGCUCAGAUGGAUGGCCCGUUGCAUCUUCACAACGGUAUCGUGCUCGUCCUGUACUUCGGCAAUCUCGUCGCCUCGUACUUGAUGUCGUUCUGUAUUUCCAUCACACUCGAGGCGCCCGUAGUCAACCUGCUGAAGAUCGCUUUUAUCUCGAAGAAGCGGGUAAGGUAGAAGAAAAAGAUCGAACGUAGCCUAUCGCGCGAUCGACGGGAAUAAUCGCAGUCCUUUUG
This is a messenger RNA of Dufourea novaeangliae, 2480 nucleotides long. RefSeq names its product nose resistant to fluoxetine protein 6. The coding region runs from base 1 to 2421 and encodes 806 amino acids. The transcript is spliced from 13 exons. The record is from RefSeq and is a predicted model, not a curated record. Gene Ontology annotation, molecular function: acyltransferase activity, transferring groups other than amino-acyl groups. Lineage: Eukaryota; Metazoa; Arthropoda; Insecta; Hymenoptera; Halictidae.